Molecule: messenger RNA, 3487 nt
Organism: Corythoichthys intestinalis (scribbled pipefish)
Lineage: Eukaryota; Metazoa; Chordata; Actinopteri; Syngnathiformes; Syngnathidae
Product: glutamine--fructose-6-phosphate aminotransferase [isomerizing] 1
Exons: 19
Coding region: 144-2192 (682 amino acids)
Biological process (GO): protein N-linked glycosylation; carbohydrate derivative biosynthetic process; UDP-N-acetylglucosamine metabolic process
Molecular function (GO): L-glutamine:D-fructose-6-phosphate transaminase (isomerizing) activity; carbohydrate derivative binding
Source: RefSeq, a predicted model, not a curated record
GACAAGCCAAUCAGAAAAAAGGCGGGAGUUGCAUCUUUGCUCUGAUUGGUCCAGAAAAUUGAAAGGCGGAGCGGCAGUGUCAGAGUGACAGGCACUCUCAUCCCAUCUGCCUGAGUGCGUAAACUGGCAUCCGAAUAGCCGACAUGUGUGGAAUCUUCGCCUAUCUCAACUACCACGUGCCAAGGACUCGCCGUGAGGUCCUUGAAAUACUCCUGAAAGGCCUACGACGUCUGGAGUACCGAGGCUAUGACUCUGCAGGUGUGGGUAUUGAUGGUGGCAAUGCCAAGGACUGGGAGACAGCUGCCAAGAGCAUCACAUUGAUUAAACAGCGUGGAAAAGUGAAGGCCCUUGAUGAGGAGAUCCACAAACAGCAAGAUCUCGAUCUCGAGGUUGAGUUAGAUGUUCACCUUGGCAUUGCUCACACCCGCUGGGCCACCCACGGAGAACCAAGUCCAGUCAAUAGCCACCCGCACAGAUCAGACAAGACCAAUGAGUUCAUUGUCAUUCACAAUGGAAUUAUCACCAACUAUAAAGAUUUAAGGAAAUUCCUGACAACCAAGGGCUAUGAGUUUGAGUCGGAGACCGACACGGAGUCCAUUGCCAAGCUGGUGAAGUAUAUGUACGACAACCGUGAGAGCGAUGACAUCAGUUUUGCCACUCUGGUGGAAAGGGUAACACAGCAACUGGAAGGUGCUUUUGCACUGGUCUUUAAGAGUGUUCAUUACCCUGCUGAGGCAGUUGUCACAAGGAGGGGCAGUCCUCUUCUGAUUGGCGUGCGAAGUGACCACAAACUCUCAACAGACCAUAUUCCUGUGGUCUACCGCUCAUCGGCAAAAGAGAAAAAGAACUGCAGUUCCCUCCCCAGAGUCGACCAGGACACCUGCCUGUUCCCUGUGGAUGAGAAAGCUGUUGAGUAUUACUUUGCCUCUGAUGCAAGCGCCGUUAUAGAGCACACAAAUCGGGUCAUCUUCCUAGAGGAUGAUGAUGUGGCCGCUGUGACCGAAGGAAGGCUGUCCAUCCAUAGGAUAAAACGCCGAGCCGGAGAUUACCCUGCCCGUGCUAUCCAGACUCUUCAGAUGGAGCUGGAGCAAAUCAUGAAAGGCAACUACAGUUCCUUCAUGCAAAAGGAAAUCUUUGAACAGCCAGAGUCUGUGGUCAACACCAUGAGAGGACGUGUUAACUUUGAUGACAACACAGUGACCUUGGGCGGACUAAAGGACCACAUAAAAGAGAUCCAGAGAUGUCGACGCUUGAUCCUCAUCGCAUGUGGCACUAGCUACCAUGCCGGCGUCGCGACCCGUCAGGUCCUAGAGGAGCUAACAGAGCUGCCCGUCAUGGUGGAGCUGGCCAGCGAUUUCCUGGACAGGAACACGCCCGUCUUUCGAGAUGACGUUUGCUUCUUUAUUAGCCAGUCAGGGGAGACUGCUGACAGCCUGAUGGCCCUGCGCUACUGUAAGGAAAGGGGGGCUUUGACUGUGGGCAUCACGAACACAGUGGGCAGCUCCAUUUCUCGGGAGACUGACUGUGGAGUUCACAUCAAUGCCGGGCCUGAGAUCGGCGUGGCAAGCACUAAGGCCUACACAAGUCAGUUUGUGGCCCUGGUCAUGUUUUCUCUGAUGAUGUGCGCCGAUAGAAUUUCCAUGCAGCCAAGACGUCGCGAAAUCAUCCAGGGCUUGAAGGUGCUUCCAGACCUGAUCAAGGAGGUCCUCAGUUUGGAUGAUGAAAUUCAGAACUUGGCAACUGAGCUGUACCAGCAGAAGAGUGUACUGAUCAUGGGAAGAGGCUACCAUUAUGCGACCUCCUUGGAAGGAGCUCUGAAAAUCAAGGAGAUCACAUACAUGCAUUCUGAAGGCAUCCUGGCUGGGGAACUGAAACAUGGCCCUCUGGCACUUGUGGACAAUCUCAUGCCUGUCAUCAUGAUUAUCAUGAAAGACCACACGUACGUCAAAUGUCAGAACGCCCUGCAGCAAGUCGUCGCCCGCCAGGGCCGGCCAAUCGUGAUCUGCGACCGGGACGAUUACGAGAGCAUGAGCAACUCGUGCCGUACCAUCAAAGUGCCUCACUGCGUGGACUGCUUGCAGGGCAUUCUGAGCGUCAUACCUCUGCAGCUGCUUUCCUUUCAUUUAGCUGUGUUGCGGGGCUACGACGUGGACUGUCCAAGGAACCUGGCCAAGUCGGUGACAGUGGAGUAAUUGGGCCCACUGAAGACACGGGCGUACAGCGAGGAAACCAAGAACAAGCCCCGUUUACGCGUCUCGUUUCGUGCGUCCUCUUUUAUGUAUUUUACUCGUAUGUGACUGUCUUUCCUUGUUUUCCCGUCGGACUUCUCAUAGUGAUUUUGUAGACUGACAGCAGUAUGGAUCGGGAAUGUUACCCUCCUGCGCUGACUUGGUGCAGCUGUAGCAUCGAACGGGAGCGUCUGAGUUCUUGGUUCUUUCGGAGCUGACGUUACUGACUUAAUGAAUUGCCUCCUUUCUUAUAAGUGCUUUUAUUUGUAGUUGAGUUGGCAUCUUCCUUUCUGUUUGGCGGCUAAUUAUUUGAAGUGUCAAAUUAUUUCGGGCCACAGAAGUCAUAAAUGCUGCCACGUUUUCAGUUUCAAGUGAAUUUCUUUGCACACAACUUAAGUGCGUGUGUACAGUAGCAUAAUGGUCACAUUGUCUUGUUACAUAUAGGCUGUCAUAUUUUUGUUUUGUUUUUUUAUAAAUCACAACAUUGUCAUAUUUUGGGGGGACUGAUUGAAGAACAAGACGUGAUUGUCUACUUUCUUUCCUACUCCACAUUGAAGUGACAACAGUGCAAUGAAGUUACUGCCAGCCCUAGUCCCUUAGAUCAUGACUACUGCAAAUGCAAUAUCGGGACCAUUUAUAGUUAUUCGUUUUAUAUAUUUUUCAUUUUCCGAAGAGUCUGAAUUUUGAAUUGUUAAUUUGUGAUUUGAAAUGUGAAUGUUACGGUCUUUGGAAAAACCAAUAUCCCGUCAAACCAAACAGUUCGGGUUUGGGCCGCUGGAAACCAAAAUAUGUGUACUUUAUAUGCACGACGUGAUGUAUUUUUGAAGCCAAAUGUUCUGAAGAUGCUUCAAGGUCUUAAGUAGGCUCACACACACACUGUCACUGUUCUGGCAGAGUGUCACACCGGAGAUGUUUUUGACGCAGUCCAUGAGAGUGAUGCAAUUCAUAUACAAAUGUGAAGAAGCAGGAGCUGCUAUUAUUCGAAUUUUACAUUUGCUUUCGACAUUCAUCUCGCUUCUACAAUCAAGCCUUAAUCUCAGUUGUGCGUGCAUCCCCAAUGUUAAGGUUCUGUUUGCAAUCAUUGUCAUUAGUGAGCAAAACUGUAUUAUCUGAAGUCACUGUUACCAGGAGUAGUGGGACUCUAUUAGCCAUCCCAGUUAAUGUAAAGAAUAGUUCACUAAGUUCUCUUUAUGUGAGCUCAUUUGUUGACUAUUAUGCUUCAUGGAUUCAAUCAAAUAAAGAAUUAUAUCAUGUUUAGA